AACAUAUAGGCCGCGUUCCGUUUCACGCAUAUGCACGCAUUUAUCUAUAGUUCGUGUUACGUAUAUUGUAGGCAAUGCGCGCAUAAUGCGUGCAACGGAACGCAACCAUAACCUAAAGAGAUGUCGAAACUGUGCGACGAAAACAUUACAGAUAACUCGAAAAACGAGGAAUAUCUCGAGGAGAACUCUAUGGUUCAGGAUGAUUAUAAAAAACUGAAGCAAGAAAAUGAGUGCUACCAGCAAGAAUUGUACGUUUUGCGCCUCAAGUUGAAAGCAAAAGAAGCGCUCGAAAAAGAGCUUCAAGAGACUAACGAAACUUUAGAGCAGUCACUUGCUCAAUGUACAACAAAAGCGGAAAAAGUGCUCGUUGAGAGAGAAGAAAAAUACAAAAUUGAAAGAAAUGAAUAUGAGAACCACAUUGUAGAUUUAGAGACUAAAGAUAUAAAAAAUACACAAGAGAUUACCAAGCUGCAGGAGGAAUUAAAGAAGUACAGUGAACUUAAGAAUGAACGACCACAUAAUGUCACUUUUAAUGAGGAAUGUCACUUUUCUAAUCUAAUAGAGUACAAGGAAAAAAUUGAAGAAUUAGUUACACUGCUCCAAAAUGAAGGAGAAAAGCGGGAACAGUUGGAGGAGAAAUUUGUUAACAUGAAAUGUUACAUUCAAGAACUUCAAAACACUUUGCAGGUGACAAAGGAACAGCUGGCAGAAAAAGAUAUAGCAUUGGAAAACACACGGAAGGAAUUAGCUAUGAAUCGCAUGGAAUUGGAAUCAUUAAAAAUAACUCCUGCAAAUGAUGUUUGUAAAGGCAAUUCUUUAUUUGCUGAGGUGGAAGAUCGUCGGCAGAUAUUAUUGGAUAAAAUGAACGUGCUACAGGAUAAAUAUAAUGAAGCAAAACGAGUGUUAAAUAAAAAAACGAAUGAAAUUAAAUCAUUGAGAGUGGAAAAGGCUGCCAUGAUUCGAAAAUGGGAAACUGACGCGAUUGACACAUUACAGGAAAAUGCAGAUCUAUUGGAGAAAUACAAGAGUAGAAUUUUUGAACUCGAAAAUAAAUUGAAGGUUGAGAUGAAAAAAAAUAAUCAAGCGGAAGAAGUACGAUUUGACGGCGAUAAUUUUAAUUAUGCUGAAUCACUGUUAGCCACAAAGAAGAAAGAACUUGAGGAAAUGAAUAAAAAACUUGAGAAGCAAGCUAUAGAGAUAUUAACGCGAGAAGAAGCAAACUAUGAUAUUUCGAAACAGUUCCGGUAUUGGCGAUCUAAAGCAAUGUUUAUGGAAGCUCAAAUUUUGGCAAUAAAGACGCAAUUAGAAACAGAACCAAUAAAUGAUAAUAAUAAUAAAACCCUUCUGGAAGCUAUUAAUAAUUGUACAAUCAUUGAAAACACUAAUUUUGAGAAGACUUCUGAUAUACAUAUUGAAUCUGAUAUGUCAGAUAAUAAUACAUGCCGAGAAAUAUUGACGGCUAAAUCCGAAAGAUUACCAAUAGACAGGUGUGCGAUUGAACAGAAAGAAGCAAGUGGAAAACUUUUGCGAUUCGCUCAAGAUGCUAAAAAUACCGAGAGUAAACCUUUAAAAAGGCAACCCAAACAAUAUGAUUAUCCUAUUAUAUCUAUUCCUGAUAUUUUAUAAU
Molecule: messenger RNA, 1627 nt
Organism: Odontomachus brunneus
Lineage: Eukaryota; Metazoa; Arthropoda; Insecta; Hymenoptera; Formicidae
Gene: Spindly
Product: protein Spindly-like
Exons: 6
Coding region: 121-1626 (501 amino acids)
Source: RefSeq, a predicted model, not a curated record